Messenger RNA from Drosophila elegans, 8535 nucleotides. Its product is annotated as zinc finger protein hangover. NCBI's taxonomy places the organism in Eukaryota, Metazoa, Arthropoda, Insecta, Diptera, Drosophilidae. Gene Ontology annotation, molecular function: DNA-binding transcription factor activity, RNA polymerase II-specific; zinc ion binding; RNA polymerase II transcription regulatory region sequence-specific DNA binding. The record is from RefSeq and is a predicted model, not a curated record. The coding region runs from base 352 to 6564 and encodes 2070 amino acids. Gene Ontology annotation, cellular component: nucleus; chromosome. Gene Ontology annotation, biological process: regulation of transcription by RNA polymerase II. The transcript has 7 exons.
CAAAUCGGUUCAAUCGCUGAAAAUCGGUUCCAAAUUGAACACCUCGCUCGGACCGCGUCGUCAUUUUUUUUCCUGUGCGCUUCUCGUUCUGGUUCUGUUCUGUCCUGGCAGCCAAACAAAACGAAACCGAAACUGAAACCGAGGCGAACCACAACAAAAUCAGCUCAGGAUCACGGGAAGCAUCAGAGUGCGGACAAUGUGCGUGAAGUGGGUGACGCGAGCGGCGUCGACGUCGACGACGGAGAGCGGUUAGUGGAUGGUGGAACGAUUGCGAACGGACGCAGACCGAAACAAAAGUGAAAACGUGCAAAACAAAAAAAAAAGCGAAUAGCGAUAUACAAAAGCGACAAAAUGUGCGACGCUGCGGCGGCUACAACUACUACAACAUCAGUGGAGGCCACAGCGACGCCUGGAACGGGACUGGUCACGGGAACGCCAGCGGGAAUGGGAACCACAACGGGGACGGGAAUGGGAACCACUUCCCCAGAAGCUACUGCCGCUAUACCAACAACAAAAGGCGAGCGGUCGGCGCGACAAAACUGCUGUCGCCUAUGCGUCGCCCCGCAAACCGAAUGCAUCUCGAUCAUUAAUAGCUAUGCGGCGGAUAAGGAACCGCUGUCCACCAAGAUCCACAACUGCGUCAGCAUCAAGAUUACACCUCAGGAUCGACUGUCGCUGCAAAUCUGCCACGCCUGCAUCAGCUACCUGAACUCAUGGCAGAGCUUCAAGAACCGCUGCUACAGCUCGCAGACGAAGCAGCGCCAGUGGCUGGAGGCCAACAAGAGCAAGCUCUUCAACUACCUGGACCUGAACAGUGCGGAGAAUGGAGGGGCCUCCUUUGAUCACCAGCAGCAGCAGCAGCAGCAUCAGCAGCAGCAGCAACAACAGCAAUCGGAGAGUGAACUUGAGGCGGAGAAGGCGACACCAACGGCCGCAGCGACGGCAGCCAACAUUUUGGAUGGCAUACACUCGCUGAAGAAACGCAAAUCCCUAACAGUCUAUCCACUGCCUGCGAUUCCCAUCAAAGAUGAGCCCAUUGACACGGAUGACGACUACCAGAUGAAGUCAAUAGACGAGUCCGAUGACAUGGUCGAUCCCACAAUGUUCCUAGAGCGCUCCGAACACGAGGGCGAUGUGCCGUUGACGACCUCGGACUACGACUAUACGGCGCAACAUGGCGUGAAUGCCUCGUCCGUGGCCGCCUCGCUGCCGCCGAAUGCGGUGGCCAAUGUGGCAGCCGCCGGGGACUCCAAGGUGGCCAGUUGCCGCGCCUGCAGCCUGCAGUUCUCCACACGGGCCAAUGCCCGUCGCCACGAACGGAACCUACACCCGAACCUGUUCCAAUUGUCCACGGACUCGCCCCACAACACGCCCAUUACGAAGCCAACGCCCGCAUUGGCUGCCGCCUUGGAAAUCCAACGGGCGGCUGCUGCGGCGGCCACAGCGGAGGCAAAUCGAGCCGCUGGUGCCGCUGGCGGGAAUAUCUCUACGCAAAAGUACCGCCAGGUGGUGAUGAACGCCUUCAUCAAGUGCGAGGGCGGCGGCUACGACUACGACAAUCCCGAGCAAUACCGACCGCUGCUCACCCGCGACAAGGUGGAGUUCAUCGAGCAGAACGACGAGUUCCUCGAGCAGUACCAGACGAUGACCUGCCGCUGCUGCAGCAAGUACUUUAGCACGUACAAGAACUUCAUGGCGCACGUGCGCAAGAAGUAUCCGAUGCUGCCGCGCAACCUGUGCUUCAACUGCCUCAAGAUGAACGACUCCAAGGCGCUGUUCAUCUCGCAUCUGAAGAAACGGAAUUGCAUUAAUCUCUUUAGGGUUUUGAAUGCUCUGCGUGGCAAGUCAACAACAACAACAACAACGGCAACAACAACAACGGCAAUGAUUGCCACUGGACUGCUGGAUGUGCCGACCAGCGAUGAUGCGGAGGGAGGAGUAGGAGUAGGAGUAGGAGCGGUGAUUGCCGAUGUCGAUGCCGAUGCUGAUGCCGGGACAGAAGUGGUGACCAUGUGCAGUCCCACAGUGACGAUCGCCGGCGCAGCAGAGGUAGGCGGCACACCCAUCGGCAGUUCCGAACGGCCAGAGAAGCUGCGCGCCAAGGAGCUGCUGGUGAACAAACUGUACGAGUGCAAGCUCUGUCCCAAGGGUUUCCGCACCAAGCACGAGUUCCGAACGCACGUCUACGACAAGCAUGCCGAUGUGCAGCGCAAGGACAACAACUCGAUACAGUGCAGCUUCUGCGGCCUGGACUUUGCCGAUCCGGUGGACAGGCGGCGGCACUACAACAACAUGGACUGCAUUGUCCGGCUGCGCUGCAUGACGUGCGACGCCAAGCUGGAGACGCACCAGCGGUUCCUCGACCACGUCUACCAGGAUCAUCUCGGCGGCGUGGGUGGCGGCGGCGGCGGCGGUGGGGCGAGCAGUGACAACGCCUCCACCACGGGCAGCGGCAUGGCACGGAGCAACAGCAUGGAGCACUCGCCGGGCAAGCGGAGUCUGCUGGGCGCCUUGGGCAUUGGGGUCGGCUCCUCGGCGGAUGAGUCGCGUAGCAGCAGUGCGGCACCACCGCUCACAUCCACACCAAAGCUGGCUGCCCAAGUGGGUGCCUCAGCCUCUGCCUCCGCGUCUGCAUCCGCCUCCGCUCAGAGCUCGGCAAAUCGAGAUGGGAGCGCACCCAAGUCACAGUACUUCUCCAGAAUGCCGCAGGUGUGUCCCAUUUGCGGCCAGCAGUACAACAACUACAACAAUGUGCUGCGCCACAUGGAAUCGAAGCAUCCGAACAAGCUGCCCGAGACAUACAAGUGUGUGCGAUGCGGCCUGGGCUAUCCACGGAUCUCCUACCUGCGGGAGCACAUGAUCAAUGUGCAUGGCGUGGACAAGAACCGGCAUUCCGGCGGCUUUGAGUACAUCGUGAAUGCGGAUGCCGUCAAGUUGGCGGACGGAAGCACGCCGAACGUGUACACCGGUCGCUACGACUACGUGAUGAAGGACCUGAUGUCGAUAACAAAUGGUGGGACACUCGAUGACGAGGAGGAGGAGCCGGGCAGCGUGGCCAAGAAGAUGCGCCUGGACGACAGCAGCAACAACAGCAGCCUGGUGGGCGUGGCCAGCCAGCAAAAGGAGUGCCCCAUCUGCAAUGCGGUGUUCAGCAACAACAUUGGCCUGUCCAAUCACAUGCGCUCCCACUACACGGCCUCGAAUGCGGUGAAUGCGGCUCUAGCGGCCGCCAAUCGGAUGACGCCGAAAUCACUGACGAUAACCGCCACACCGGCGGCCGACACGGAGAUGGAAAUUUUGGCUGCGGCGGCAGCAGCAUCAUCGGUAUCGGUGGCCCCAGCCACACCGGCCAAUGUGCCGCCGGCAAUGGCCAACCAAACGCCCCAGGAGCAGGCCGUUUUCCGGCGUAGUCUCGACCAGGCGGCCGAUCGUCGCUUCCGGCGAAUGCGUUGCCGCAUCUGCCAGCGGCGCUUCAGCUCGAAGAAGUCCUAUCGCUACCACAUGCUCACCGACCAUCAGGUGCAGAAUGUGCAGUUCAUCAAGUGCAAGCUGUGCAACGCCGAGUUUGCCUACGAGAAGGGUCUGAAGGUGCAUCUGUUCAAGGUGCACGGCCGGGCGAUCAAGGACGAGAUGAUUAUCAAGCAAUUUGAGUGCGAGGUCUGCUCCAUUGUCUACAGUUCGGAGCUGGAGCUGCAGCAGCACAAGCGCAGUGUCCACAAGCUGACUUCCGUAUCGGCCUCGGCAUCCACUUCGGUGUCGGCGUCCUCGAAGAUUGACGAUGACUCGCUGAUGGAGGAGGCCAAGCCAACGGCAGCGGAGUUGGCUAAUCUUUCCGCCCUGGCGGCUGGUGCAUCCGCCAAUGCAUCUGCUGCAGGUCAGGGACUCCUGGGUACUCCGCUGUACUGGUACCAGUGCAAGUACUGUCCCUCCAACUUCAACACCAACAAGAAGCUGGCCAUCCACAUCAACUCGCACGACGAGUUCGACUCGAACGAUUACUCCUGCAAAGAUUGCGGCAAUGUCUACAGCGGACGCAAGAGUCUAUGGGUGCAUCGCUACAAGAAGCACCCGCAAGUACCCGAUCCAGCAGAAUGCUCGCUGUGCCGUAAGGUCUUCUUCGACCGCCAGAUGCAUGACAACCACACGCCCACCUGCAACCGCAAGCCAAUCACCUCGACCGGCGCCCACCAGCAGCAGGAGACGCAGCUGCAGCAGCAGCAACAGCAGCAGCAGCAGCAUCAGGCAUCGCUACAGCCAGGCAGACGAACCAUCUUCCGGCACAAGACUGGCGAUGAUGAGGACGAGGAGGAGGAGCUGGAUGAACAGCAGCUGGAGGACAGGGCGAACAGCGAUGGUAACGGGACGACGGUGGCUUCGGGAAGUGCCGCAACGGUGGCGGCAGCAGUGGUGGCCACAUCGCUUAAGAUACGCAUUCCGGAGGUGGCCUGCACCAUUUGCGGGGCGCGCUUCACCGACCAGGAGCACUUCAGCAAGCACAUCCAGAAGCACGAGCAGGAGCUGUAUGUGGACAAUCCGCUGGCGGCGAUGUUCGACGAUGGGCCGGCGGAUGUCGGCCAGUUCCAGGUGGAGCGGCAGAACGAGAACGGGGAAUAUGCGUGCGAUUUGUGCGCCAAGACGUUCCCGCAGGUGAUCGCACUCAAGGUGCAUCGCAAGUGGCAUUUCAGAGGUGAUAGCAAGCAGAACCCCAUCGACGGCGAAGCGACACAGUUGACCAACAACAAUCACACCACCAACAACAACAACAACAACUCGAUGUUGCACCUCCGCGAAUUGCAUGCGGUGGGUCUGAUGCCCAACCAACAACAGCAGCAGCAGCAACAGAGCCUCAACAACUCGUGCAACAGCAGCAGCAUGAACAACCACAACAACAACAACAACAGCAGCAGCAGCAGCAACAACCGCAGCAAGUCGAUGAAGCGGAAACGUGAGCUUAAAUGCGAAUACUGCGCCUCCACCUUCAUCAGCAACAACAAUCUGCGUCGCCACAUGUACGAGCUGCACAAGCACGAAGUGAGCAAUCUGCCGGAGCCGCCGGUGAUUGUGGUGGACGAUUACCUCACCUGCCGCCGCUGCCAACUGAAGUUCGAGACCAAGGAGCUGUGGAUCGAGCACAAGCUGGCCGAUGCGAAGGUGGUGCGACCCUUCUGCCCCUUCCAAUGGGGCUGCGACCUGUGCGGCGAGUAUCUGUCGCGCAAGGAGAAGCUGAUGAACCACAUCAACAACCAUCUCAAGGAGGAGGUCAUAGUGCCGGUGGCCACCAAGGCGGCCAUCGAGAGGACGGCGGCGGCCGAGGGAGCGACGGCGGCGGCAGCAGCAAAUGCAACAGCAGCAACAGCAGCAACAGCAACGCCACCAUUAACAUCAGCAGGUGAUGCGAUGAAUACCGAAGAGCAAUCUCUGGACAAUGGUCAGGUGGCAACAGCAGCAGCAGCAGCAACAGCAAUGGCAGCGGUAACAACAUCAUCAGUGAAGUUGGAGGAGGGUCGCGAGGAAGAAGAUAGCGAUGACCUGGACGAGGAGGACAGCUCGGGCGAAGAGGAGGAAAGUUCGGGCACAGGUGACGAUGAGGACGACGACACCGACGAUGAGGAUGGCGAGGGAGAAGAUGAGGAUGACGAAGGCGAUGGGGGUGAGGGCGAGGACGAGGAGGGUGUACAGCCACCGGGUCAACUGUUGCCACAGAAGCAACACAAGACGGCCAAUCUUAACCAGGACGACGAUGAUCUCGUCGAGGAGGUCAUCAGUUCGGAUGACGACGAAGGCGAGGAUGAUGGCGAGGUGGAAAGCGACGACGACGAUGAUGAGGAGGAUGACGACGACGAUGAGGAGGAGGAGGACGACGACGAUGUGGAGGAGCCGGAGCCAGUGGCAUUGCCGGUGAGGCCGCUAAUGAACGGCAAGUCCAAGAUGCCGCCACUGAUCGUGGCCAGUUCGGACGAUGAGGAUGACGACGGUGUGUUGCCCAUAGAGGACAUCAUUGAGGAGGAGUUCGAUGAGGAUGCCGAUCCGGAUCCGGAUCCUGAUGCGGAGGAGGAUGCCAUCGAGGAGGUGGACGACGAUGAUUUAGAUGAGGGGGAUGUGGAGGACGAGCCGAAUGUGGUGUCGACGGCCUCCUCGUCGGAGAGCGAGUCCACCACAACGACCACGUCCAAUUCGCAUUCUCAUUCAACGGGUGAGCGGCGUAAGAAGGCCGACGAUCAGUUGAAUGAUCCCGGCUUUACCUGUGAUCUAUGUCAACUUUGUUUCGAUUCUCAGGAGCUUCUCCAGAGCCACAUCAAAAGCCAUUUCCUCAAUGGGCCAAAGCUCUCGACAGCGGCUGCGGCAGUAGCAACAAAGCCAACAGCAGCAGCAGCAACAGCAACACCAAGCGGCGUGGCAGCAACAUCGGUGGCAACAGCAACAUUAGCAACGGCAGCAAAGACGAAGCCUGACUCCAAGUCAGCGGUGCUGGCCAUCAAUAACAACAACAAGAGUAAGACUGUUGCUGCCACGGCGGUGAAAAGUGCAACAACUGCAAAAACUGCAACAGCUGCAACAAAUUGAGUAAUCAUCCAAUCGACAUUGACAUUGACAUCGACAUCGCCAUCGACACACCACCACCACCACCACCUCCAUCAUCUCAAUCCAAACUCACUUGAAAUGUACAAAGCCAAUCCACUCAAACACCGCCAUCAUCACCAUCAUCAUUAUCAUCAUCAUACCAUCAGAAUCGUUCAAACAAUGAAAACAACAUCAGCAUGAACACAUGAACAUCAGCAACGCAUUCCAUCAACAAAUCAGCCAAGUUUAUGUAUAGAACGAGAUGCGUGUGUGUGCGUGUGUGUUAUAUAAUCAUUUUUUUUUUCUUGCUUCUAGUCUUAAGAACUUAACUAACAUAUAUGUACAUCAUAUAUAGAAUAUAUAUAUAUAUACAUAUAUUAACUAAGACUUUUUUUUUAAAUGUUAACCUAGUUUGUACCGCGCACACACCCACACACAAAGCAAAAACAGGGGUUUAUAAGCACCCUUUUACGGCUAAGUUUCGCUUAGAAAAAAACUAUAUAUAAACAUACAUUGAUAUGGUAGGCUUAAGCAAAUAGGAAAGUACGUCUUAAUAUAUUACACGACAAUUUUCAAGCAAAAGUUUACGACGCACCAAAGCAAGCGACAGAAAACGCAAGGGAAACCGCUCAGUUAGAGUUAGAAAUAACCAUCAGGAUUUUCAAAGUAUUUCACAAAACGUGCAUGACACUCUCAAAUACACACACACACACACAAAGCGAUAGAUGUUUAGACUUUAUUUUUGUUGUAUUAAGCCUUGGUCUUCACAAAAUUCUAAACACAGUAUCAAACUUCAUUUUGAUAGAACACCAAUCCCCAAAACUUGAAGAUUAGAAAUCUUGAAACCGAAAGCUUCAUUUUUUCUUAUAUGUUUGGAAUUCUUAAAGUAAAUUUGAGGUAACGCAAAUGCGUCAAACAAGCAAAACUGUUAAAGAAAUCCAAACUGUACACUUGCACGAACAAAAUAUUUUGAAAAUUGCCUAAAAAAGAACAACAGCCGAUUUUAUGUUGAAUUAUAAUUAUAAACAUUUAGCUGCAGACUACAUUUCUGGUUAUUUUCGAGACGGUCGGCCUUGUGUCGAAAAAACGCGAAAAGGUUAAACCUGGCUUAAAUCUCGGCCUUAUAAUGAAUUUACAUGAAAUUAAUUUGCGUUCCAACUAUGUUUCUCUUUUUGAUCGAGCUUUAAGUUUGCAUGACUCAACAUAAAAAUCAAUUAAAUUAUAAAAUUAAAUUCUUUUCCCAAAAGAAAACAAUAUUUUAAUAGGAAAAUAAUGUUUGGUUUACAUGUCAGUCCCAAUAAUCAAUUUAUUUCUUUUUUAGUUAUUUUUCGACUUUUGGUUUGCCCUCUAAUACGUUUCCAAAAUAAAGAAUCCAAUUUUAUACUACUGAAAGCAAAACCUGCAGCAUCAAAUUCCAACUCCUAUUCAUGAGUAAGAAAUAUCAUUGAAAAAUUCUUAACGAAUUCCUUUUUGUAGAGGAAUAAAAGAAAAAAAGGGAUUGUGUGUUGCCAAAUGUUACAACAAAUAAAAUACUCAUUUUGAAUUUAUUCACAUUUAGUUUCGACCCAUCGUUUUUUAUAUAAACAGACAGUUCCUUGGAUAGUUAUUUUUGAAAUUGAGUGAAGUGCUAAAUAUAUAACCAACGAAUCUGUAAUCGGCCCUGACUUCUCAUCUGAACUUAACUUAAUGGGCCAGGAAGACCAAGGUCAAUAGAGGAUCCAUACUUAGACACGUAUUUAUAUAGAUUGAGAUUCAUUCAUAUAGCUAAUAUAACGAUUUACACAUAAUCUGUACAUUAGUUGUAUUUCACACUUGUAUCUUACACCCACACGUAUGCGCACACAACUUCAACAUAUAUAGACACAACUGAUAACGGCGGCAUUAUAUGUAAAACUAGCUUAAGCGACAUCUAAAAUGUAACUGGAAAUGUAGUCUAAAACGUACAAAAUAAAUUAAAACAAAUGCAGAAUCAUA